GUACACGGUAGUUAUAUUCGUGGGAAGCAUUUCAUGUCCUACUCUGGCCCAAUUCGGAUUUGUUGCUUUACUCUGUGUAGGAAUUGCUUGCUGUUGAAUCCACAAAAUCCCCAGUGGUUGCAGUGUAACUGGCAGGAGUUUAUCCGGAAUUCUUCAUUCAUUAAUGGGGGAGAUCCUCAGCUGACUGAUUCAUUAGAAAUUGCACCCAAAAUACUGCACUGUCUCCCCAGUCACUGAAAAUGCACUGGAUCAGAAUAAUGCAGGCACUUGCAGCCCUCUUUGUCUCCUUGCACAGCUGCUGACAACUUCUUGCUGCAGCCCUGGUGUGCAUUUUCUACCUUACGCCUUUUAGUGUUGGGGCUGGAGGAGGGGUGUAAACUCUGCCGUUUCCCCUUCCUCCCACAGCUACGAGAGAUUUUUUUUAAAAAAUAUAGUAGAAUCUCUUUGAAGAGGGAAGAAAAAGAGCGCUGCCUGUUUCCAAGGAGGAGGAGUUGCUACCAUGUCUGCUGCAUUCUGUAUGCUGUGUGGGUGAAGAGAGGGGAGGGAGUGAAGGGGGGGGGAGAAUAGAAAUAAGAGAGGAGUGGAAGGGUGAGAAAUAGACUCAACUCCAUACACAGAGCAGAGCACGAUGUCGGUUGCUUUUGCUACUCCCCGGCAACGCGGGAAAGGUGAAAUUACACCUGCCGCCAUUCAGAAGUUACUGGAUGAAAACAAUCAGCUCAUCCAAUGUAUAAUGGAUUACCAGAGCAAGGGGAAAACUGCCGAAUGUUCACAGUACCAGCAAAUGCUUCACAGAAAUUUGGUCUAUCUGGCGACAAUAGCAGAUUCCAAUCAGAACAUGCAGUCUCUCUUACCAGCUCCUCCCUCGCAGUCCAUGCCGAUGGGACCAGGGGGAAUGAACCAGCUCCCUCCCGGGCACAGUAUGGGCACAGACGGGAUGGUCAGUGGUGGAGGAGGAGGGCCCCCUACGUCGCACAUGCAGAACCAGAUGAACGGACAAAUGCCUGGCCCGAACCACAUGCCAGUACAAGGACCAGGCCAACCCAGUAUGGCCAACGCCUCUGUCAGCAUGCCAACCAGUAGCCACGGUUCCAUGGGCGGCUACAGUCAUUCAGUGCCAUCUUCACAGGGAAUGCCAGUGCAGAGCCAGAUGAAUAUGAACCCAGGUCAAUCGAUGAAUAACUAUGGCCCUCGAACAAAUAUGAAUAUGCAGCCAAGCCAAGGCCCCAUGAUGCACCAGCAAGCGUCAGCCUCGCAGUACAAUAUGCCACAGGGAGCAAGCCAACAUUAUCCCAACCAGCCGCCCAUGCCCAUGAUGAAUCCGGUGAACCAGGCGAACCACAUGAUGGGGCAGAGGCAGAUGCCACCAUACAGACCGGCUCAGCAAGGUCCUCUCCAGCAAUAUGCAGGGCAGGAGGAUUACUACAAUGACCAGUUCAAUCACGGACAGGGGACCCCAGAGAGCAUGAACCAGCAGUAUUAUCCUGAUGGGCCCAAUGACUACAGUUAUCAUCAGGCAUCGUAUCCUGAACAAGGCUAUGAUAGGCCUUAUGAGGAUUCCUCACAGCACUACUACGAAGGAGGUAACUCGCAGUACAGUCAGCAACAAGAGACCUACCAACAAGGACCACCUCAACAACAAGGCUAUGCACAGCAGCAGUACACAACUCAACAAGGCUAUCCAGGCCAGCAGCAAGGUUAUGGUUCCUCCCAACCUCCUCCAAACCAGUACGCAAACUAUCCACAGGGCCAGGGUCAGCAGUACGGAGGCUACAGACCCCCCCAACCUGGACCACCACAACAGCAGCAGAGGCCUUAUGGGUAUGAGCAGAACUUGCAAUGAAUUGUCUGCAGAGCUUGGGAAGAAUAUGGGCACUCAGCCAGAAAGUUUUUAAUUUCCACAUUUUGGCCCCGGUCAGCCAUGGAGGAGGAAGAAAGCAAAACACACAAGCUAACCUGUCACAAAGACACAGCUGGGGACAGGGGAACUGAUGACUUUCGGGCACUGCAAGCAAGAGGGGUGCAUUACUCAUUCUCUGACCAAGGUGGUCACCAGAUUGACAAGACCAGUGGUGACCAGGCUAACCAGACCAGUGCUCCUCCCACCCCUCCCUACCACUUCACAACCACCCCCUCACCCCAUUUCCCGCUGUGUCCAGCCUAUUUCCCACCACUUAUCCACCCCUAGUCAUUUCACUGUGUCUCUCCAGUCUGUGACAGUUUCAAUGACUUCAUGAAUCUUUUUGCACAAGAGUUGACCAAGCACUCUCUUGUGUUUUCUCAAUGUGGAGCGGGUGUGUUGGAGGACCUGGAUUUUGAUGCUGUGGACUGAUCUUUCUGUGACCGACCCUCCACUGUGCGUGCGACCCAACAGGUAGAAUGUCCUCCAGCACAAUCUGACCUCACCACUUGGAUUCCUCGAUCUGCGACUCCACAGUGUCCCUUUUCCCCAGAUUUCUUGAUGUUCCCAUCAGCCUGGCUCAUUCCUCUCAAGAUCACGCUGAGACUUUUCUCAAAAAUUGAAGAUAACGAGGAGCCAGGAUGUUGAAGAAUUGCCUGUUACCAACACAAAAUAGUAUUUGCUGCUGCUUUUUCUAUGUAUUGAUUUGCUACGCCAUGCAGGAGAGAUAAAGUGAGCAAGGCUUUUGCUCUAAGUACAAGUGUUUAUGGAGACUGGAAAUUAUGCUCACACACAGCUUUCUGAAUCAGUAUUCACAAAACCCACCUCCAGAAUCAGAUUUAAAAACUCUGAGUGGGGAGGGGUGUGUUAAAUGUGGUGACUCAUGCCCAGAGGUUAAUAUUUAAUUUAUGCCAAAUGCUAUUUUCUCUGAAGAUUGUGCAUGUUUUUUUCUGACCUUCUCUCUGGUUCCUCUUUUCUGGUUUUUGAAGGUAGAAGAGCUCAAUGAAGAGUGUUUACACCAAGAGCUCAAAUUGUUCAUUCCCUUGUGCUAUAGUUCAAGCUAAUCAGCUAACAUUCAACUCAGUGGCGUUUUUAUACUUCAGUGAAGCGGCUGUUUUUGACUUGAUGGGCUGAACAUCCUUUUUGCUCUAGAUCUCAAUGACACUGCCCCCGUAGGUUCACAGAGUGGUCAGCAUUUCUGUAGCACCAGAUUCGUUGGUAAUCCCCUGUCCCUUUUGUACCUGGCACUCGUUCCACACAUUGCUAACGCAAUCCCUUUAGUUUUGCAACAGCCUCUUUAUUGAGUUAAGCCAAGAAAUAUUGCUCCGAGAGUUGUAAUUUUUCCUUUUGGGGUUAAUGCAUUGUGACUAUGUUGCUACGUGAAGAACACAGAGGCCUAGUUUACUGAUUCAGAAGCACGGAUGUAGCAGCUGGGAAGUUUCAGUUCAAUUGAUUGAUUUAGGAAUAAAAAGCUAGUCUUGGCAUCGGUGACCACAUAUUGUCGAUGGUCAUAAAAUCCCACCUGGAUCACGAAUGCCCUUGAGGGAGGGAAAUUCUACUGCCCUUAGCUGAUCUGGCCUACAUGUGACUCCAGAUGCAGAGCAAUAUGGCUGACUCUAACCGCGCUCUGGGUGAGGAGGGAUGGGCAUUAAAUGCUGCUCGAGCCACAUCCCAUGAAGGGAAUGGGUAACAACUGUGAGUGGAUUAUUAAAAAGCAGUAUUCCAUAUGCUGGUAACGUGUUGUUUUGCUAAUCUCUUACCACCCUCUCAGAAAACAGUUUCUGGCUUUGUGUGUGGAGCUAAACAGCUCACUGUUGUUUAAGAGGAAAUGGCGAUUACUGUAAUUUGUCAGGCACAUGAGACAAGAGAAUUAUUUUUAUCUGCUAGGAAAUCUGUCUCUGUUUUCCCCCCUCGCCUCCCCCAUCCUCCCCCUGCCUCCCCCUCUCUCACGCACUCUCUCUCACGCACUCUCUCUCACGCACUCUCUCUCACGCACUCUCUCUCACGCACUCUCUCUCACGCACACUCUCUCACGCACACUCUCUCACGCACACUCUCUCACGCACACUCUCUCACGCACACUCUCUCACGCACACUCUCUCACGCACUCUCUCUCACGCACUCUCUCUCACGCACUCUCUCUCACGCACACUCUCUCACGCACUCUCUCUCACGCACUCUCUCUCACGCACUCUCUCUCACGCACACUCUCUCACGCACACUCUCUCACGCACUCUCUCUCACGCACUCUCUCUCACGCACUCUCUCUCACGCACACUCUCUCACGCACUCUCUCUCACGCACUCUCUCUCACGCACUCUCUCUCACGCACACU
Molecule: messenger RNA, 4235 nt
Organism: Stegostoma tigrinum
Lineage: Eukaryota; Metazoa; Chordata; Chondrichthyes; Orectolobiformes; Stegostomatidae
Gene: ss18
Product: SS18 subunit of BAF chromatin remodeling complex
Exons: 11
Coding region: 629-1843 (404 amino acids)
Biological process (GO): positive regulation of transcription by RNA polymerase II
Cellular component (GO): nucleus
Molecular function (GO): transcription coactivator activity
Source: RefSeq, a predicted model, not a curated record